Molecule: messenger RNA, 7809 nt
Organism: Thalassophryne amazonica
Lineage: Eukaryota; Metazoa; Chordata; Actinopteri; Batrachoidiformes; Batrachoididae
Gene: myo18ab
Product: myosin XVIIIAb
Exons: 44
Coding region: 236-7693 (2485 amino acids)
Cellular component (GO): myosin complex
Molecular function (GO): ATP binding; protein binding; cytoskeletal motor activity
Source: RefSeq, a predicted model, not a curated record
AAGAGCGCUGCGGGAGCAGCCGCAGCUCCAGCGGCAGUCUGCGGGCGUCUGCGAGCGGAGCUGCGCCCACUGAGUCUCCGGCUCCGGCGGUGCUUUCUCUGGAUAACCGUGUUUGGAGAGGCGUGGUCUCCAUGUUCCUGUAGAUCAUUACAAAAGCAGGUAACAGUCAACUGGAUUUCCACGCUAGUCAAAGAACCCAGAGCUCUCUGUGGAGUCGUGUGUUUGCAUCACCAACAUGUUUAACCUGAUGAAGAAGGAGAGUGGUAGGAAGGAGAAGAAGGACAAAAAAGAGAGGAUGUCCGCAGCAGAUCUGCGAAGCCUGGAGGAGAUGAGCAUGCGGCGCGGUUUCUUCAAUUUGAAGCGGGAGGCUAAACGAGAGGCCAAGAACAAACUGGAAAUAUCUAACCCAAUUCCCAUCAAAGUGGCCAGCAGCAACGAGCUGUCCCUCACUGACAUUGAGUCAGACGGUUUGAGCAACCGGAGCAGUGUGGUUCUGGACGACCAGCUGAGUACUGCCAGCUCCACAGAUGACCUCAAGAGUGAGGGCGGCAGUGGUACAGAUGGACACCGGAGCUCAGUACGCGAGCGCGUGGCUCACUUUGGUUCGCUUGCCAAGCAAAAUUCUGCACAAGUUGGCCAGAUGAUGAAGCGCUUCUCAUUUUCCCAAAGGAGCAAAGAGGAGAGUCCUUCAGAGGGCUCUACCCCAUCAGGCCAGAACUCUGCCACCCCAUCCCCACAGGUGGAGAGUAAAGUCUUCAGCAUGCUCCGCAAACAUAGCCUCAGACAGCAGCCUGGAGAACCAGCCCCCAAAAAAGUGUACAUUCCCGAAGUGGUUGAUAAAACCUUUCCUGCACAUCUGCAUCUCCCAGCUGUCUAUGCUCCCAGCGCACCAGAAACCCGUGAACUGGAACUACAACGCCGCAACACUGGUGACUUUGGAUUUUCUUUGCGUCGCACCACCAUGCUGGACCACAAUCCAUCUGGAGGUGUGUACAGGCGUGUGGUCCACUUCGCAGAGCCUGGAGCCGGCACGAAGGACUUGGCCCUUGGACUGGUGCCUGGUGACAGGCUAGUGGAGAUAAAUGGCCGAAAUGUAGAGAACAAAAGCCGGGAUGAAAUAGUUGAGAUGAUUCGGCAGUCAGGCGACGCAGUGCGGCUUAAAGUGCAGCCGAUCCCGGAGCUGAGUGAGCUGAGCCGCUGCUGGCUGAGGAACACCGAAGGUCUGCGCAGGGACGCGACACAUGUGAAGACCGAGGAGCAGAUAGCAGCAGAGCAGGCGUGGUAUGGAUCAGAGAAGGUCUGGUUGGUCCACAAAGAUGGAUUCUCCCUGGCUACCGUGGUGAAGACGGACCCUGGCUCCCUUCCAGAGGGAAAGGUCAAAAUCCGACUGGAGCACGAUGGGACAUUACUGGAUGUAGAUGAGGAUGAUAUUGAAAAGGCUAACCCUCCGUCGUACGACCGCUUGGAGGAUCUCGCCUCGCUGCUUUACCUGAAUGAGUCCAGCGUCAUGCACUGCCUGAGGCAGCGCUACGGAGGCAACCUCAUCCACACCUACGCUGGACCCAACAUGGUGGUCGUCAACCCCCUCAGCACGCCGUCAAUGUACUCCGAAAAGGUGAUGCACAUGUUCAAAGGAUGCCGACGAGAAGAUUCAGCUCCACAUAUCUAUGCAGUGGCUCAGUCAGCGUACCGCAACCUGCUGACCACGCGGCAGGACCAGUCCAUUGUGCUGCUUGGAAAGUCUGGCAGUGGAAAGACCACAAACUGCCAGCACCUGGUCCAGUAUCUGGUCUCCAUUGCUGGCAGCACGGGCAAGAUCUUCUCUGCUGAGAAGUGGCAGGCGGUCUACACCAUUCUGGAGGCUUUUGGUAACAGUUCCACCACGAUGAACACAAACGCCAGCCGCUUCUCUCACGUGGUGUCACUGGACUUUGACCAGGCUGGACAGGUGGCCUCCGCCUCCAUUCAGACGAUGCUGCUGGAAAAGUUGCGAGUCAGCAGACGACCUGAGGCUGAGUCCACCUUCAAUGUUUUUUACUACAUGAUGGCCGGCGCCGACAGCACCCUGAGAACGGAGCUGCACUUCAACCACCUCGCUGAGAACAGCGCCUUUGGGAUCCUUCCACACUCUAAGCCUGAGGACAAGCAGCGAGCCUCCCAGCAGUUCACCAAGCUGCAGGCAGCCAUGAAGGUUCUGGGUGUCUCUGGAGAAGAGCAGAAGGCUCUGUGGCUCAUCCUUGGGGCCAUUUACCACCUGGGAGCCGCGGGAGCCACCAAAGCAGAUGGAUAUGAAGCGGGACGCAGGCAGUUUGCUCGUCAUGAAUGGGCUCAGAAGGCAGCCUACCUGCUGGGCUGCAACCUGGAGGAGCUGUCUUCCUCAAUCUUUAAACACCAGACCAAAGGACUGCAGCACUCGACCUCAUUCAGAGGAGGAUUAGACGAGAGCAGCCAAGGCGACGGAUCAGGUUCAAAGGUCACGGCUCUGGAAUGUUUGGAGGCCAUGGCGUCAGGCCUGUACUCGGAGCUCUUCACUCUCGUCAUCUCCCUCAUUAACAGGGCUCUGAAGUCCAGCCAGCACUCGCUAUGCUCCCUGCUCAUCGUGGACACUCCGGGCUUCCAGAACCCACGACUGGCUCAGCAGCGGCGGAGUGCAACGUUUGAGGAGCUGUGCCACAACUACACCCAGGAACGGCUGCAGAUGCUCUUCCAUGAACGCACGUUCGUCCAGGAGUUGGAGAGAUACAAGGAGGAAAACAUAGAGCUUGCAUUAGAUGACAUAGAAUCCAGUGCUUCACUGUCUGUAGCAGCUGUUGACCAAGCCUCCACACAAGCUCUGGUGCGUACCUUGGCCAGGACAGAUGAAGCACGAGGACUCCUGUGGCUGAUGGAGGAGGAGGCUGUUCAGCCGGGAGGCUCAGAGGAAACCAUGCUGCAGCGACUCUUCAGCUACUACGGUUCUGCACAUGGGGACAAUAAGGGAGCCACUCUGCUGCUGAGAGGAGAGAAGCCCUACCUGUUCCUGCUGGGCCACAGCCAUGGGACAGACUGGGUGGAAUACAACACUCAGGGAUGGUUGAGCCACGCCAAACACAACCCUGCUGCUCAAAAUGCAGCCAUGCUGCUGCAGGACUCCCAGAAGAAGAACAUCAGCGGGUUGUUCAUGAGCCGGGCGAGCGGGGCUACCGUGCUGUCGGGGUCCAUUGCCGGUCUUGAGGGCAGCUCCCAACUCGCCCUGCGACGAGCCACCAGCAUGAGGAAGACCUUCACCACAGGCGUGGCCGCCGUUAAGAAGAGAAGCCUGUGUAUCCAGGUCAAACUCCAAGUGGAUGCCCUGAUUGACAUGGUGCGUCGGUCCAGGGUUCACUUUGUCCACUGCCUGCUGCCCAAAGCCGAGGCUGUGGGAAGUGGAGGUGAAUCCCGUGUGACUCACGGAGAAAGUCCAGACUCGGGUCUCAUGGCUCUGGAUGUCAGCCUCCUGAGAACGCAGCUCCGCGGGUCCAAGCUGCUCGACGCUCUUCGUAUCUACAGGCAAGGAUACCCGGACUACAUGGUGUUCUCGGAGUUCCGCAGGCGCUUUGAUGUUCUGGCGCCACAUCUGACCAAGAAGCAUGGCCGUCACUACAUCGUCACCGACGAGAGGAGGGCUGUGGAAGAGUUAUUGGAGUCACUGGAGUUGGAGAAGAGCAGCUACCACAUGGGGCUGAGCCGGGCGUUCUUCAGAGCGGGGACACUGUCCAGGCUGGAAGAGCAACGAGAUGUUCAGACCAGGAGGAACAUCUUUCUGUUCCAGGCCGCCUGUCGAGGGUAUCUGGCCCGGCAGGCCUUCAAGAAGAGAAAGAUUCAGAAUCUGGCCAUCCGUUGCAUCCAGAAGAACAUUAAGAAGAACCGUGGUGUCAAAGACUGGCCUUGGUGGAAGCUCUUCACCACUGUCAGGCCUCUCAUCGAGGUGCAGCUCACAGAGGAGCAGAUCCGUGGCAAGGACGAGGAGAUCCAGCAACUGAAGCAAAAGUUGGAGAAGGUGGAAAAAGAGAGGAAUGAGCUGAGACUGGGCAACGACCGCCUGGAGAGUCGGAUCACAGAGCUGUCUUCGGAGCUGGCUGACGAGCGAAACGCCGGUGAGUCGGCCUCUCAGCUGCUGGAGACUGAAGCCUCCGAGAGACUUCGCCUGGAGAAGGACAUGAAGGACCUGCAGACCAAGUUUGACAGCAUGAAGAAGCAGAUGGAGUCCAUGGAGAUGGAGGUGAUGGAGGCUCGUCUCAUCAGGGCAUCUGAGCUCAACGGAGAGAUGGAUGACGACGAUUCAGGAGGAGAGUGGAGGCUGAAGUACGACCGAGCCAUCAGGGAGAUUGAGUUCACCAAGAAACGACUGCAGCAGGAGUUUGAGGACAAGCUGGAGGUGGAGCAGCAGAACAAACGGCAGCUGGAGAGGCGGAUCAGCGACCUGCAGGCGGAUCACGAGGAGUUGCAGCGGAACAUCCAGCAGCUGAAGAAGAAAACGCAGCGACUGACGGCUGAGCUGCAGGACACCAAACUUCACCUGGAGGGUCAACAGAGCCGCAACCACGACCUGGAGAAGAAGCAGAGGAAGUUUGACAGUGAGUUGAGUUCUGCUCAGGAGGAGGUGCAACGAGAGAAGACCCUCCGAGACAAACUGGCCAGGGAGAAAGACAUGCUGACCGGGGACGUGUUCAGUCUGCGGCAGCAGCUGGAGGAAAAGGAUCUGGAUGUGUGUGCCGUCAACUUGAAGGUGGAUCAGCUGGAGGCCGAGCUGCAAGAUCUCAACUCCCAGGAGUCCAAGGACGAGGCGUCUCUGGCCAAAAUCAGAAAGCAGCUCCGGGACAUGGAAGCCAAAGUUAAAGACCAGGAGGAAGAGCUGGAUGAACAGGCUGGCACCAUCCAGAUGUUGGAGCAGGCCAAGCUGCGUUUGGAGAUGGAGAUGGAGCGUUUGCGUCAGACCCAUUCCAAGGAGAUCGAGGGCAAAGAUGAGGAGGUGGACGACAUUCGACAGUCCUGCAACAAAAAGUUGAAGCAAAUGGAGGUUCAGCUGGAAGAAGAAUAUGAUGAGAAGCACAAGGUGCUGAAGGAAAAGAGAGACCUGGAGUCGAGGCUUCUGUCGUCCCAGGACCAGGUGACAAGUGGUGACAUUGAGACAGAGAAGCGCUUGAGAAAGGACCUGAAGAGAACCAAAGCCCUGCUGGCUGACGCCCAGAUCAUGUUGGAUCACAUAAAGAAUAACGCACCCAGUAAGAGGGAGAUCGCUCAGCUCAAGAACCAGCUGGAGGAGUCCGAGUUCACGUGUGCGGUGGCAGUUAAAGCCCGUAAAUCCAUGGAGGUGGAGAUUGAAGACCUGCAUGUUCAGAUGGAGGACAUUUCCAAGACAAAACAGGCGCUGGAAGAGCAGCUGAGUCGCCUGCAGAGAGAAAAGAAUGACAUCCAGUCCAGGAUGGAGGAGGACCAGGAGGACUUGAACGAGCUGAUGAAGAAACACAAAGCUGCUGUGGCUCAGUCUGCGCAGAACUUGGCUCACAUCAGUGACCUCCAGGCCCAGCUGGAGGAGGCCCUCAAGGAGAAGCAGGAAGUGCAGGAGAAGCUGCAAGCCCUCCAGUGCCAGCUGGACUUCCAGGAGCAGUCCAUGGUGGAGAAAUCCCUCGUCAGCCGGCAAGAAGCCAAAAUACGCGAGCUGGAGAGCAAGCUGGAGUUUGAGAAGACGCAGGUCAAACGCCUGGAGGCCGUUGUAGCACGCCUGAAGGAGAACGUGGAGAAGCUGACCGAGGAACGAGAUCAGUGCAGCAGCAGCGAGAACCGUGAGAAGGAGCAGAACAAGCGGCUGCACAGGCAGAUCCGUGACAUGAAAGAGGAGAUGGGUGAGCUGGGCAAAAAAGAAGCUGAGGCCAGUCGCAAAAAACACGAGCUGGAAAUGGACAUUGAAAGCUUGGAGGCUGCGAACCAGAGUCUACAGUCUGACCUCAAGUUAGCAUUCAAACGGAUUGGUGACCUCCAGGCUGCCAUCGAGGACGAGAUGGAGAGCGAUGACAAUGAAGACCUCAUCAACAGUUUACAGGACAUGGUGACAAAGUAUCAGAAAAGAAAGAACCGAACUCUUGGGGAUUCGGACUCUGAUUCGGAGCUGGAGGAUCGUGUGGAUGGGGUGAAGUCAUGGCUGUCCAAAAACAAAAGCUCAGCUAAGAACCUGUCGGACGACGGCAGCCUGAAGAGCUCCAGAUUUGCAGUUAAUGUAGAUGCUAAAGAGGGGAAAGAGUGGAAAGAAGGUAAGGAAUGGAAAGAUGCCAACAAAGAGGGCAAAGACGUAGACCUGAGCAGGCCUGUGUCAGUCAUGAGCUCCCUGAGCUACAGAAAACGCUCCAACAUCGAUUCCAUUGGAGGCAAAGGCAACGCCCUCUUCAGUGCUCUCAGAGAGAACACAGAGUCCGACGACAAAGUGUCCUCUGUACACAAGUCCAAACCCAAGGCCUCGAAUCCUCAGGACGACACCUAUUCAGUCAGUUUGAGGAGAAAGUCUCAGCCAAACCAAGAUUUGAAUGAUGGGGAUUCUGUCAUCUCACAGGCGUAUUCAGAGGCCAACAAUCGAGCCAGGAAAGGCAUGGAUAGCCGCUGGGGUGACUUUGACAAGGAAUCAAUCGUUUCCGUAAGUCGCGCUUCCACACGGCGUGGCUUCAGUCCAGAAAACGGCUCCAAGUCCACCACCAGCUUUGGUCUUAGCCCACUCAGAUCUCGUCAGAGCGCCUCACGCUUAGAUGGUAGCAGAGGUGGGCAGCUGAUGUAUGGUAACAGUCCUCGCAGUCCUUCUUUGGGUCGGCAAAGUGGAGGUCGCAGUCCUGGAAGCGUCAGCCGCGCUGAUUCUCAUAUGUCUUUAGCGCGCAGUUGUCGCCUCAGCGAGUUUGAUGUUGAUGUCGAUGACGGUCGAAGUGCGGCCUUCAGUGAGAGGUCGGCGUACAGCCCGUAUUCCUCCACAGGACGCAGCGUCUCCAUGCCGCCACCACUAGCCAGAUCUUCCAUGACAGAUAACGAUUUGGCAGUUAGCUCAGAUAUCAAACCAGUCAGCCACCGCAACUACCUCGACCCGGACCUGGAGAAAGCCAUCAAUGAGGUGCUGAGUUUCAAGCCUAUCAAAUUCAAGCGCAGAAGUUUAGAAGACUCUGAGGCUGAGAGAGAAAAGCCACAAAAUGAAGACAAUAAGAGCAUCCAAAACGGGUAUUGUCCUGCUACCAACCUUCGGCGCUCUGCAUCUGCUCUAGACUGUGACAGAACCUCCUGUAGCACGAGCAGCUGCAGCAGUCGCCAGUGCAGAAAAAGCAGAGGCAAGAAAAAGAGAAGCCACAGCUCAGAGUCAGAGGGUUCAGAUGAUGAUCGUCGUCACGGGAGCGACACCAAGAAGAAGGCUAAGAAGUCCAAGAAGUCCAGGAAGAGAGACAAAUCUUCCUCCUCCUCCUCGUCGUCUUCAGAUUCUGAGUCUGACUCUGAAUCAGGUUCCGGCUCCGGGGCUUCCACUGUUUCCUACCGCAGCUCCGGCAGUGUGAAAAGAGCGCCGAGUCGACAGGUUUCCACUCCAGAAGACGUAGACGCUAGACCACCAAGCCAGACUCAGCCCCUCAGCAAAAAGGAGGAGAAGAAACGGAAGAAGAAAGUGGACAACCUGAUGAUGAAGUACCUGUACCGGCCGGACAGUGACUGAGUCCUCCUGAGCGGAGACGACACGCCUUUGACGGAUCUGACGAGGAGGGUGAAAAAGAAGAUGGCGGGGCUUACCGGAGCUCCUACCGCACUCGAUACAAAUACAGCAGCCACACG